CACAGUCAAUGAGUGAACGUGAUACAAACUGACAGACUGGGAACUGAUUCACGUACGACCCAGGAGGAGUUGGAAAGAAAAAAAAAUAAACUAUAUUUUGAUAGCUGUUUUCGUUUUGGAUUUGCGACCUCAAGGGGAGAUAAUAUUUGUGAGAGUGUGUUCCACCAGUCUCUGUCCCUUCCUAAACCUCAGUCCUCCUCCUUCCUUUGACACUUCAUCAUGGUGGACCUGUUCGCUGACCGAGUCCUGGUGAAGAACAACACGGACCAGGAUGAGCUGGACACAGAACGAGAGAUCGUCAUGAGCCUGCAGAACCGCAUCCUGAUGCUCUUCUUUGCAUCUGCUGCAUGUGAGAGCUGCCAGCAGUUUGCUCCCACGCUCACCGACUUCUUCAAACGGUUGACAGAUGAAUUCUAUGUGGACCGCGCUGCUCAGCUUGUUCUCCUGUACAUUAGUUUGGACCAGUCAGAGCAAGAGCAAGAAAGAUUCCUGAAAGAGCUGCCCAAGAAGUGCCUGUUCCUGGCCUAUGAGGACCCCUACAGGAGGGAGCUGGAGGUCAUGUUUAAAGUGGAGGAGCUGCCCACUGUGGUGGUGCUGCGCCCCGACGGCUCCAUCCUCAUCCCUAACGCAGUGGAGGAGAUACUCUGCCUCGGCCCAGACUGCUAUCGCAACUGGCAGGAGGCAGCAGAGAUCCUCGACAGGAACUUCAUGAUCAACGAGGACUUUGAGGGGAAGUCCAUGCACAGCUUGAGUGACCCAGUGAGGAGACUGAAGUACAAGGUGGAAGAUGAGAAGAAGAAAAAGAAGAAGAGAAAGCGCAGAAGGUGGGGUGGAGGGGGAGAGGAAGAUGCGGAUUGCAAGGAUGGAGCAGGGUCAUCAUGGUAAUGGAGACCAAGAACAAGAGGACAAGAUUGUUGGUUUCCCCAAAGGUUGCCAUGAUUAGCAACACAAAGCUUUGUCAUAAGGUUUCCACUGAUGCUGCCAACAUGACACAGUUCUGUUUAAUUUAACAAAACCCUUUUCACAGCUCAAU
This is a messenger RNA of Cottoperca gobio, 1033 nucleotides long. RefSeq names its product nucleoredoxin-like protein 1. Gene Ontology annotation, cellular component: mitochondrion. The transcript is spliced from 4 exons. Lineage: Eukaryota; Metazoa; Chordata; Actinopteri; Perciformes; Bovichtidae. Bases 220 to 885 code for a protein of 221 amino acids. The record is from RefSeq and is a predicted model, not a curated record. Gene Ontology annotation, biological process: photoreceptor cell maintenance.